AUGGAUAACGUGUUGUCCAUCAUUCUCGGCGGCGGCGCGGGGACGCGAUUGUACCCGUUGACGAAGAAGCGGGCGAAGCCGGCGGUGCCGUUGGGGGCGAACUACCGCUUGAUCGAUAUCCCGGUGUCGAACUGUAUCAACUCUGACAUCAACAAGGUGUACUGCUUGACGCAGUUUAACAGCGCAUCUUUGAACAGACACUUGUCCCAGGCGUACAACACGAACAUCGGGACGUACACGCGUCAGGGAUUCGUCGAAGUGCUCGCGGCUCAACAGAGCCCGAUCAACAAGGCGUGGUUCCAAGGUACCGCGGAUGCUGUUCGUCAAUACUUGUGGUUGUUUGCCGAGAGCGGGUGCGAGGAAUACUUGAUUCUUUCGGGCGAUCACUUGUACCGCAUGGAUUACCGUCCGUUUAUUCGCGACCACCGCGCGAAGAACGCCGACAUCACCGUCGCCGCUUUGCCGACGGAUGAGAAGCGAGCCAGCUCUUUCGGCUUGAUGAAGAUUAACGAACACGCCACCAUCAUCGAGUUCUCCGAAAAGCCCAAGGGUGACGCUCUCAAGGCGAUGCAAUGCGACACCACCAUCUUAGGCUUGGACGCGGAACGCGCCAAGGAAAUGCCGUACAUUGCCUCGAUGGGUAUCUACGUGUUCAACGCCAAGGCUAUGGAGCAGGUGCUUCAAGAUGAUUUCCCGGAAGCGAACGAUUUCGGUGGUGAAAUCAUCCCGAUGGCGGCUCAGAAGGGCAUGAAGGUGGUCGCUCACUUGUACGACGGAUACUGGGAGGACAUCGGUACCGUCGAUGCGUUUUUCCACGCCAACUUGGAGUGCAACGACCCGAACCCGAAGUUCAGUUUCUACGAUCGCAACGCGCCGAUCUACACCCAGUCUCGCUUCUUGCCGCCGAGCAAGGUGCAAGAUUGCGAAAUCGAGCGCUCCACGAUCGGCGACGGCUGCACCAUCAAGCAAGCCAAGCUCAAAAACGUCAUGGUUGGUUUGAGAUCGACGGUCAACGAAGGGUGUGAUUUGGAGGACACACUCGUCAUGGGUGCUGAUUACUACGAGAGCCUCGAAGAAUGCGACCCGGCUAGCCUUCCGGGCUGCACGCCGAUCGGUAUUGGCGCCGGCACGAAGAUUCGCAAAGCCAUCAUCGACAAGAACGCGCGCAUUGGUGAAAACUGCCAAAUCCUCAAUGAGGCUGGCGUCAUGGAUAAGGAUUGCGAAAGCGAAGGUUACAUCAUCCGCGAUGGCAUCAUUGUCGUCAUCAAGGAUGCCGUGAUCAAGGCUGGCACUGUCAUCUGA
This is a messenger RNA of Ostreococcus lucimarinus CCE9901, 1302 nucleotides long. RefSeq lists its product with no specific name. The record is from RefSeq and is a predicted model, not a curated record. Gene Ontology annotation, molecular function: glucose-1-phosphate adenylyltransferase activity. Gene Ontology annotation, biological process: glycogen biosynthetic process. The coding region runs from base 1 to 1302 and encodes 433 amino acids. NCBI's taxonomy places the organism in Eukaryota, Viridiplantae, Chlorophyta, Mamiellophyceae, Mamiellales, Bathycoccaceae. The transcript has a single exon.